AUGAAGCUCAGCAUCUACCUCUACCGAUUCAUGGCGGCCCGCGUCCGGAAGGGCAGUAGCUUCGCGUCCGGCGCCGGAUGUUUGUGGCGCCAGGAGGAGGUAAUCCGGCGACUCUUGGCCAAUGACGAUGUUAUUGAACUUUACAUGCCCUUAAAGACGGUUGUUUGGCCAUUUGUGAUCGUUAAUAUCAUUGAGAUGAUAUUCAAGGGGCUAUGGGAUGCCAAACUUGACGCUUGUGUUCUAGCGAAGCUGCAUGCUCUGUGGUUGAGUUCGCGGUGA
Chaetomium globosum CBS 148.51 is the source of this 279-nucleotide messenger RNA. RefSeq lists its product as uncharacterized. The transcript is spliced from 3 exons. NCBI's taxonomy places the organism in Eukaryota, Fungi, Ascomycota, Sordariomycetes, Sordariales, Chaetomiaceae. The coding region runs from base 1 to 279 and encodes 92 amino acids. The record is from RefSeq and is a predicted model, not a curated record.